CGGCGUAGGCGGCGGGCUCGGUAGCUAACGGUCGGCCGGCUCUUCCCGGCAGCCGCCUCUGGAGGGAGCUGCAGCCUCUCCCGAGGAGGCUCGGCCCCGCCGCCAUAGCUCCCCGCCGCGCUCGCCCCAAGCCUCUCCCCCGCCGGCCGGCCGGGCCCGCCCGCGCCGCCAUGGCCGACGUGGAGGACGGAGAGGAGCCCGGCGCGCCGGCCUCGCACUCGGGCAGCUCGGGCUCCAAGGCCGCCGGCGACAAGAUGUUCUCCCUCAAGAAGUGGAACGCGGUGGCCAUGUGGAGCUGGGACGUGGAGUGCGACACGUGCGCCAUCUGUCGGGUCCAGGUCAUGGAUGCCUGUCUUAGAUGUCAAGCUGAAAACAAACAAGAAGAUUGUGUUGUGGUCUGGGGAGAGUGUAACCAUUCCUUCCAUAACUGCUGCAUGUCCCUGUGGGUGAAACAGAACAAUCGAUGCCCUCUGUGCCAGCAGGACUGGGUGGUCCAGAGAAUAGGCAAAUGAAAGCCCCGGGCAUCGUUGAGUGCCAGGGUCAGAGGCCCCGGGUGUGUCACAGGGAUAAAGCCCUCCAAAGAUGCCAUCACUUCACUUGUCUUUCCUUGGUAAAAGGAAUGAGUUGGACACUUGGUGAAGUUAGGAUGUGGCAUUUGGCCCCCUCUCUCUUUAGAACUUCUCUACAAGUAAGAACAGUGUGUUACAGAUAACAUUCUUUUUCUUUGGUGUGAAUUGUAGAUGUGGCUUAGAAAUGCCAUGUUAGAGAAAAUUGCUUCUGUGUGAAUGACUUUCCUAAUUUAUUUAAAGUCUUGGAUAAAGGGAAUCAGGAGAGUAAGUUCCAUUCAGAUGAGGGUUUUGCAUGUUUAUAGUUAAUCAUUAAAAGGUAUUGAGAGGGCAGCUAGGUGGCACAGUGGAUAAAGCACCGGCCCUGGAUUCAGGAAGACCUGAGUUAAAAUCUGGCCUCAAACACUUGACACUUACUAGCUGUGUGACCCUGGGCAAGUCAUUUAAUCCUCACUGCCCCACUCAAAAAAAAAAGUUAUUGACAUGAAUGAAAGAGCAUUCAAAUCUAAUCCAUGUAAAGGUAUGGUUUGGUACUAGGAGUAUUUUUUCCCUGAAAAUAAACAAUUUAUGCAACGUUCAUUUCGGUUAGAAUUUUGCCGCCUUUUUUAAGCUUUUGUUAAAAACAAAAACAAAAAUUUUAUGGCUAACUACUAGUGCCAAAGGCAACCAAAAAUUAUAUUUUUUUGUUUCUGAGAAAUUGACUCUUGGUUGUCUUAUUAGGCUGUAUCUUUAAUUCUUUAUUGAAAUACUCAGACUCUACAUAAAGUCAUUGAGUUAUGGACACAUAAGUAUUUCUAGAUCAUACUUUGAUUUUUACCAUGUUAUAUUAUUGCUUUAAUGGUGAUUUAUAUUGAAUACCUAUAAGAAAAAUAUGUUUAAUUCACUUCUUAGACCUUUAAUGAAAAAAUUACAAUAACAUAACUAUUUGAUAAAUGAGGAUUCUAUUAAAUUGUUUAAUUAUUUGAACUAUGUCAUAAUAAACAUUAAUCUAA
This is a messenger RNA of Dromiciops gliroides (monito del monte), 1558 nucleotides long. It is a transcript of the gene RNF7, whose product is annotated as ring finger protein 7. The record is from RefSeq and is a predicted model, not a curated record. Gene Ontology annotation, molecular function: cullin family protein binding; ubiquitin protein ligase activity; zinc ion binding. Bases 171 to 512 code for a protein of 113 amino acids. Gene Ontology annotation, biological process: ubiquitin-dependent protein catabolic process; protein ubiquitination. Gene Ontology annotation, cellular component: Cul5-RING ubiquitin ligase complex; nucleus. The transcript is spliced from 3 exons. Lineage: Eukaryota; Metazoa; Chordata; Mammalia; Microbiotheria; Microbiotheriidae.